ACCUCAAUUUCAGAAUUUUCGAGCUCAACCUCAAGCCACACUCCACAACCCUCACUCACUCUCUGUACUCUCUCACAACAUUCACUCUCUCAUCUCAAAUUCAUCUCCAGACUCCACAACCACAUGCAGGGGCGGAUCCUCACUCACUCUCUCCCCUUCGCUCUCUCUGUCUCUCAAAUCCCACAGGCCACACCCCACACUCAUGACUCACCCAGUUACCUUCCCUCACCCACGAGAUCACGAGAGAACAAAGUCAAAGACUCAAAGAGGUUUACAAUACCUCAGUCAGUCAGACUCUUUCGCACAGAGGACGAGAUGUCGAGAUCGAUGGAGGCAGAGGCGGUGGAGUCUAGAAUCGAUGGAGGCAGAGGCAGUGACUGAAAUCGGUGAAUGCAGAGGUGGUGUUGUGGUAGUAGUUUUCGUUGGUUCUUCUUCGUCUUCGAUGGAUCUGCAUAAAAAUUUCCCCUUUCUUUUUCUCUUUUUAGGGUUUUGUUUUCCCGCUUUCUUUUUUCUGAAAUUAGAGUAGGAAGUUUUAAUCUUAUAUGAUUUAGUCACUCAAAAAAAAUAAAAGAAAAAUAAAAAAGCCACGUGGAAUCGAUGAUUGUGCAAAAAUAGAGCCACAUAAGCACAUAACACGAGUAGGAACCUAUUUCGAUUAAAAAAAAAAUUCCAGGGAUCCAGAAUCGAAAAAAAAAUUUGGGGACUUAUUUUCGUACGACAUACAAUUCCAGAGACCUUCAGAGUAUUUAAGCCUAAUAACUAUUCAUCAAUUGUUUCUUUUUCACACAACUCGAUGUUGUACAUAGAUCUAUUUUCUCUACUUUUUUCAUCUUCACACUACUUGUACUUGAUGUGUGACUUGGAUGUAUACCCAUGCAUAACAUGAAAUUCAUCUUAUGAUCAUUGAGAUAAACGUAUGCACGUUACAUACUACUAAUAUUCAAAACAUCCACUAACACCUCAUAUAUCACAUUUCUCAUUUCACUUUCUUGUAAUGUAAACAUCUUUUUCUUUUCAAUAAUGAAAAAUCAAAGCUCAUCUCAAAUUGAAUGGACUAGUGUCACAGACUUACAAUUGAAUAUUUUAAUACAUAAUCUGCACAUCAAAAUCAUGAAUUGAGUAAGCUCUUCCCUGCUGCAUAUAGUCUGCAUACAUUAAAGAUAUAGAGAGACUCUUGCCGGUUUGACUUGAGUAAAUUUCAUGGAGAUGGAACAUGAAGUACAAAGAAGUAGUGAUUUAAAUAUGUUUUUGUUAAUUAUAAAUAAAUACACACACUUUUAAUUCACUGAAGCCCACUAGUCUUGCCCAUACCAUAUAAUACAAACAACUCAAUCAGAGGACGAGCCAAUGUGAGAUGCAAAGAAAGAAAGAGUGACUGAUCGAUGAUGGAGCAAGUGAACGAUGCAAAUGGACCACAUAAUCAUCAAUACUCCUCAAAUCACGAGAAACCAUGGAGAAAGUUCUUGACACAUGUAGGUCCUGGUUUCCUGGUCUCCUUGGCUUACCUUGAUCCUGGGAACAUGGAAACUGAUAUGCAAGCUGGAGCUAACCACAGAUAUGAGCUGCUCUGGUUGGUACUCAUUGGACUGAUAUUUGCGCUUAUAAUUCAGUCAUUGGCUGCAAAUCUCGGUGUAAUCACUGGGAAACACCUUUCAGAAAUAUGUAAAGCAGAGUACCCAUUAUUUGUUAAGUACUGCUUGUGGUUAUUAGCAGAGGUUGCUGUCAUAGCUGCAGACAUACCUGAAGUGAUUGGCACAGCCUUUGCACUUAACAUACUCUUCCACAUACCAUUAUGGGUAGGAGUUCUGAUGACUGGCUGCAGCACUCUCUUGCUUCUGAGUCUGCAGAGAUUUGGGGUGAGGAAGUUGGAGCUACUGAUAACAAUCCUAGUUUUUGUGAUGGCUGCAUGUUUCUUUGCUGAAAUGAGCUAUGUCAAUGUCCCCGCUUCUGGUAUACUCAAGGGAAUGUUUGUGCCCAAACUCGAUGGUGAUGGAGCCGUUGGCGAUGCAAUUGCCCUUCUCGGUGCCCUCAUCAUGCCGCACAAUCUUUUCCUCCAUUCUGCUCUGGUGCUGUCUAGAAAAGUACCAAUUUCGGUGCGCGGCAUCAAUGAUGCAUGUAGAUACUUUCUCAUAGAAAGUGGGUUCGCACUCUUUGUAGCAUUUCUAAUCAAUGUUGCAAUGAUUUCUGUCACGGGCACUGUUUGUUUUGCCAACAACCUUUCUGCAGAAAAUACUGAUCGGUGCAAUGAUCUUACCCUUAACUCUGCUUCCUUCCUUCUGAAGAAUGCGUUGGGAAGGUCUAGCUCAACCGUUUAUGCCAUAGCACUUCUAGCCUCAGGACAAAGCUCUACUAUCACUGGAACCUAUGCAGGGCAGUACAUUAUGCAGGGUUUCUUGGAGAUAAAGAUGAAAAGAUGGAAGAGGAACUUAAUGACUAGGUGCAUUGCCAUAGCACCUAGUCUUGUUGUUUCCAUCAUUGGUGGUUCUUCUGGAUCCAGUCGCCUUAUUAUCAUUGCAUCAAUGAUACUUUCUUUUGAGCUUCCUUUUGCAUUGAUUCCACUUCUUAAGUUUAGCAGCAGCAGUACCAAGAUGGGACCUCACAAGAAUUCUUUGAUUAUUAUUGUCAUCUCAUGGAUACUAGGCUUUGGGAUCAUUGGUGUCAAUGUAUACUAUCUCAGCACUGCCUUCGUGAAGUGGCUAAUUCAUAGCAAUUUGCCAAAGGUGGCAAAUGUGUUCAUAGGGAUUAUAGUGUUUCCUCUAAUGGCAGUUUAUAUUCUCUCAGUUAUCUACCUAACAUUUAGAAAAGACACUGUUAAGACAUAUAUUGAGACAAAGAAUGACCCAAUGCAAAGCCAUGUAGAAAAUGGGAUUUUGGAUAAUGGUCAAUUAGAGUUGAGCCAUGCUCCUUACAGAGAAGACUUAGCUAGUUUCUCACUUCCAGAAUAGGGGACUAAGUCUAUGAAUCAAAGGCAUCGCCAACAAAGAAAGGGAAACUUCACAUUGCUUUCAAAUCAUUCAAAUGUGUAACGAGAAUCUAAUGAUUGUUGGUUCUCAAAAUGAUUGGUUAAAGACUUAAAGUGAUCAUAAUAUUAGGACUUUGAGAA
This is a messenger RNA of Lotus japonicus, 3103 nucleotides long. Its product is annotated as metal transporter Nramp7.2-like. The transcript is spliced from 13 exons. Lineage: Eukaryota; Viridiplantae; Streptophyta; Magnoliopsida; Fabales; Fabaceae. Gene Ontology annotation, biological process: metal ion transport. The record is from RefSeq and is a predicted model, not a curated record. Gene Ontology annotation, molecular function: manganese ion transmembrane transporter activity; cadmium ion transmembrane transporter activity. Bases 1383 to 2945 code for a protein of 520 amino acids. Gene Ontology annotation, cellular component: membrane.